AUGGACCACCCCGAAUUCGAUAUUCUCCAUCUUCAUUUGCGCCUCUUCCAGUCCCUUGCGCCGUUCUGCAUGAUCCCCACUUCCCUUAUCACUUCACUAUUCCCUCUCCCAUCCACCUGCCUCCUAGUAGUCAAAAGAAUCUCCGUCGUAGCUAUAAGCAUCGUCGUAGCUAUACGAACUCUCCUCGAGAUCAAACGUGGCUUCCUCGUAGCAGAACCCAUCUCUCUCAAAGCCGAGAGCAUCUUCUUCAUGGCCGAGCGGAUUGUCAUCGUGGUCGAAAAUAUCUUCUUCCUCGCACUCGAGGCUUUCAUCACCAUCCUCAAUGUGAACAUUGUAUUGCUCACAAACUUCUUCCUCGGGUUCGUGGAUGCUGUCGUCGUUCUCUUGGGCUACAGGAAUCCCCAAGGCAGCACGCAAACGGUUGCUCCUUUCUUCGCACCAGAUAAUGAUCUGGAGGUUCUUUAUUAG
Messenger RNA from Penicillium concentricum, 468 nucleotides. RefSeq lists its product as uncharacterized. The record is from RefSeq and is a predicted model, not a curated record. The transcript has a single exon. Bases 1 to 468 code for a protein of 155 amino acids. Lineage: Eukaryota; Fungi; Ascomycota; Eurotiomycetes; Eurotiales; Aspergillaceae.